GUGCGAGCUGCAGAUUGGAAUUAGGCUCAUUUGAAGGUCGCAGCAGACAGAAGAGCAGAGCAACCGCGUGUUCCUGAAGGAGUUCUGACGUUCAGAGCCGUGUCGAAGAUUCCUGUGAAGAAAACCAAUGGACCAGGCCAGGUCAGCUAUAUCCAAAAUUUUUAAUGGGGAGCCACACUUGUAUACACGUUUCAGCUUGACCCAGAACAUGGAGGGUGACAACAGCCAGGUGGAAAUGAAACUGUCAUCUGAUGUGGAGGAGGAGGUUGAAGGGAACGGAGUCGGUGAAAACCUCAAUCAUCACUCUGGAUGUCAGUCCUAUAUGUCACAAAAGUUUUCGCACUCACCCAAGACGAUCUGCUUCAGUGCAGUUGGCAUCUGUGCCAUCUUUAUUCUCGGCUAUUUCAUUGGCUACCUGGUUCAGCAGAAAGGUGUAGUAUCUCCAAGCUGUGCAGCCUCCACUCUGCCGUUUGAUGAGUUUCUACAUCAGCCUUCAAUUGAAACAGGUGCUGCCCCUUUAAUGGAAUGGGCUGAUGUAAAAAAACUACUUGCCCAAAAGCUCAGUGCACAGAGCUUUGAUGCCACCUUCAGUGAGUUUUCUAGUAACAACCAUCGUGCUGGUUCUUCAGGUGAUGAAGAUCUUGCAGAGAAGGUGAUAAAUAGGUUUAAAAAGUACGGCAUGAAGACCUGGACCGAAGAGCAUUUCAUUAAGGUUCAGGACCCUCCGCUGUCUGCCUAUAAUAAAAUUAUUUUCAAGGGGAAGGAGGACCGUCCAGUUGGAUUCCUAUCUUACAGUGCUAAUGGAACAGCAGAGGGUGCUGUCUUAUAUGCCCAUUAUGGACGAGAAAUUGACUUCAGGGAACUGUAUGACAGAAGGCAUAACCUCAAUGGGAGGGUCAUGUUAGUCCGUGCAGGAAUGAUCAGCUUUGCCGAAAAGGUAGCGAAUGCUGCUAAAGUGAACGCUUCCGCUGUGCUGAUCUACUCUGAUCCUGUCGAUUUGAACAUUGGAGGCUCAACUGAGCUGUAUGGACAUGUCCACUUGGGUUCAGGUGAUCCCUACACCCCGGGGUUUCCCAGCUUUAACCACACACAGUUUCCUCCGGUCAAGUCUUCAGGCCUGCCCUCAAUCGUGGCCCAGACCAUCACAGCAGAUAUGGCUUACAACAUUCUCAGGCAGCUGGGAGGUCAGCUUCCACCAUUACGUUGGGGAAUCAGCAUGAGGCUGGGAGACGAGAGCGAUGUGAUUACUGUGACUGUCAACAACGUUGUGACUGAGAAAAGGAUCAUUAAUGUGUUUGGGGUCAUCAAAGGCUUUGUGGAUGCAGAUCGAUAUAUGGUGCUGGGAGCCCAGAGAGAUGCAUGGGGUCCAGGAUUUGCUUCAUCCACAGUUGGCACCAGCAUGCUUGUAGAGCUGGCACGAUCCAUCUCAGACAUGGUGAAGAACGAUGGUUUCAAACCGAGGCGGAGUAUUGUAUUUGCAAGUUGGAGUGCAGGAGAAUAUGGAAGUGUUGGUGCCACUGAGUGGUUGGAAGGUUAUCUGUCUUCUCUAAGCAUGAAAGUCUUCUCAUACAUCAACCUGGACGGUGUUGUUGGAGGUCAGAGCAGAUUUAAAGUGGCAGCCAGUCCUUUGAUGUUCGGCCUGGUUGAAAGCACACUGAAGGAGGUAAACACCCCAAACAGUGCUGUUCUGACUCUGUAUUCUCAGUUUGGAAAGUCUGCAAACUGGGAAAAGACCAUAUUGGAGUCUUUCAGGUUGGAGAGUGCUGCUUAUCCCUUCCUUGCUUUUUCUGGCAUUCCUUCAGUCUCAUUUAGAUUCACUACAUCUAUGUCGGAAGAGGUGUCUGAUGAUUACCCAUUCUAUGGCACAAUGUUAGACACGCGUGAGAAGCUGAAUUCAUUCACUUCCAACCAGGCCCCCGCGCUGGCGGUGACUGCAGCUCGGUUUGCAGGUCACAUGACACUGCGGCUGGUUCAUGACCACUUGCUGCGGAUGGGUCUGCAGAAGUAUGCCACCGUUAUUAGUUCACAUGUGUUAGACAUCAGCAGGAAAUUCCGUGUUGUUCAGAAGUUGCAGCCUCAGCUGUUGCCCAGGGACCUUACAGUGCAGUGGUUGAUGUCGGCUUCUGGCUCCUUUAACCGCGCUUCUCGCGGCCUGGCAGAAGACAUCGAGGACAGCGAUCUGGAAGACAUCGAGUUGUGUCGGGUUAUCAAUGAUCGCAUCAUGGCGGUGGAAAGGAACUUCCUGUCCCCGUAUGUGUCCCCCACACAGAAUCCUUUCCGUCAUAUCCUUCUGGGCUCUGGCCCUCACACUUUAAAAGCGCUGACCAGCCACCUCGAAGACCUCAAGACUGACGACCCCAGCACUGACACUGACCUGUUCCGCAACCAGUUCGCUAUGGCAACCUGGACCAUUCAGGGUUGUGCAAACUCAGUAGCUGGGGACAUCUGGUCUUUGGAUAAUGAAAUCUGAAAAGUAUCUCACCUCUUUCCUCCCUUGUUUAUAGAUUGGCCACCGUCCACAACAGGCAUUACAAAAACAUUCAGGAAAAUCUUAAAUUUGCUUAACUUGACUCAGGAAAUGGUGUAUCUGGGUUUUUUUUUUUUUUUUUGGUAUAAAUAAUAUUAUUAGCAAUAACUUAGAUCAUUUUCGACACUUUCACUACUUAACCUCCCCAGAACUGUUCCAAAAGCUAAACAUUAUUGCUAAAAUUUAACUCACCCUCAUAAGUAGUCAGAUGUAGCUAUGUAAUCCUUAUGGUCACAUUUUUGGCACUUUUGUCAGAAUAACGUUUUGGCAAAAAAUGUCCAUGUGACAUUGACUAUAUUGAUGCUGUUGAUGACUGAUUUGUACUAUUUACUGAAGGUUCAAGUGGAAUCAGGUUAAACCUUCAAGAUUUUCAAAGUAGAUCUUGUUAUUGUAAUUACAGUAAUAUCCACAUGAACAAAAAAAUCACCAUGGGGCAUUCACUUUUUGGUGCUAGUGAUGACUGCUAAUUCCUGAAAGUUCAAAUGAACUCAUUUUCACCAUUUAAAAAAAUGUUUUGUUUCAUUUUUUAUUAUUAUUGUAAUUGCAAUAAUAUCCUAAAGAACAAAAAUCAUGGGACAUUAAAUAUAUUGGUGCUAAUAAUGACUACUUUAUAGUGUCUAAGCUUUUCAGUUUGGGUUUUCAAGUGAAAAAUGAGGUAACUAUGGUCUUUGGUGCUAUCAGAAAUAUUCCAGUGGACUUACUUUGAUUGAGGAGCCCCCAUGUGUAAUGUAUACAGACUUAUCUCACAGCCAUUUUACAAUUGAGUGUUUUGAUAGAUAAUGCAAACACAAACCAAUAUUCUACAUGGAACGUAAAUACAGAGAAGGCUUUACGUUAAUCAGAAUCAUUCAAUAAUUGGUAACCCUGGUGAGUUAGAAGUGUCCUAGUGUGGGAAAAGUACACAGCAGUGACAGCUGUUUGUCAGCUUGGGUACCCUAAUAAUUAGAAUUCUGAGGCCCUGUACUGCCACUACUGCUGUUGACUCAUUACUUCAGGCCUGAGCUGGCUGUGCAAGUGAGUCCGAGUGCUUGAGACACACCGGAUGAAUUGUGUUUGCGUGACAGCUGGGUGGCAUGUUUAUUUUAAUUUUGGUCGCCAUAUUAACAGAUUACACCUUGUCCAUCACUUGCAUGGGGGUAACACCCCAGAUGUCUCUUGGGUUGCGGCUACUCCACUGCUCUGGAGAAUAGAGGCAGCACAUAUUUGUCACACGUGAUGCAAGUGACACAGACCGAUAGGCCGCUAACCCUAUGUCGUGGCGCAGCGUCCAUUGUAAUCAUCGGCAUCGUCGGUUUAUCGUUUAUCGUCGAUUUUUUUAUUGUGACGUCUCAAAAACGGUCGUAACUUUUUUUCUAAUUUGGCAAGGGUGUAAUAUGGAUCAUUGACAUUGUUCCCAUCUAAAAAUAAUAUUCGUAGAUUCAUCCCUGCUAAAAGAACACAACUUAAACCUGUUAGCAGCAGUGGGUUAAGUAGAUAAAUUGCAGUAUUAUAUAUUUAAAAAAAUGAAAUUGCACACAUGCAUACAUAUAGUACAGUAGGAUAU
Thalassophryne amazonica is the source of this 4070-nucleotide messenger RNA. It is a transcript of the gene tfr1a, whose product is annotated as transferrin receptor 1a. The coding region runs from base 128 to 2470 and encodes 780 amino acids. Gene Ontology annotation, cellular component: external side of plasma membrane. NCBI's taxonomy places the organism in Eukaryota, Metazoa, Chordata, Actinopteri, Batrachoidiformes, Batrachoididae. The record is from RefSeq and is a predicted model, not a curated record. The transcript is spliced from 18 exons. Gene Ontology annotation, biological process: intracellular iron ion homeostasis; iron ion transport.